This is a messenger RNA of Capsella rubella, 1895 nucleotides long. Its product is annotated as protein REVEILLE 1. The coding region runs from base 505 to 1677 and encodes 390 amino acids. Gene Ontology annotation, molecular function: DNA binding. The record is from RefSeq and is a predicted model, not a curated record. Lineage: Eukaryota; Viridiplantae; Streptophyta; Magnoliopsida; Brassicales; Brassicaceae. The transcript has 6 exons.
CUCACACCCUUCUUCUUCUUCCCUCCUCCACAGACCCCUCCCAAAGGCCAAAGCUCCUCUUCUCUCUUUCUCUCUGUUUUCUUCUUCCGGUGUAUCAGAACCAUCAAAAGCCUUCUUCUUUUUUCAACUCCGGCGAGCUUUAGUUCUCUGAUAGUUCCAUUUCUGAGCUUCUUCUUCUUCAUCUGCACCAAGGAGUUGUUCUGGUUUCCUUUUUCUUUUAACCCACCCUAAAUAUCUCCGGUUUACUGGAUUUUUCUUUUUUUUUUUCCGGAGAAGGUGGAAGCUUUUGGGUUUGGUUCUGAUUUCAGAAGCAAAUCUGUUUGUUGUUGUCUUAUCUUGAGCUGAAAUUUAUCUUAUUAAAUUUUAUGGGAUCUAUAGAAACAUACGGUGAACAGAGGAAAUUAAGCUGAUUUUGAAGUCCAGAUUCGUGAUUUUUGUUUUCUCGAUCCAUACCUUCGAGUUUUUUUUUUUCCUUCCUCCGGCGAGAUCUUAAUCCGGGAAGCUAUGGCGUCGUCUCCGUUGACUGCGAAUGUUCAGGGUGCCAAAGCUCCUUCGAAGAAUAGAGUUGAGGAAAGUGCAGACAAGCAGAAUCAAUGCAAGGACAAAUGUUUUGGGGGAAAUGACUAUGCACCCAAGGUACGGAAACCAUACACGAUAACAAAGGAAAGAGAGAGAUGGACAGAUGAUGAGCACAAGAAGUUUGUUGAAGCCUUGAAAUUAUACGGGCGAGCAUGGAGACGAAUAGAAGAACAUGUGGGCACAAAGACUGCAGUUCAGAUUCGAAGUCAUGCUCAGAAGUUUUUCUCUAAGGUUGCUCGAGAAGCAACUGGAGGUGAUGGGAGCUCAGUGGAGCCAAUUGUGAUACCACCUCCUCGUCCCAAGAGAAAACCAGCGCAUCCUUACCCUCGUAAGUUUGGGAACGAGGCAGAUCGAACAAGUAGAUCAGUUUCUCCGUCAGAACGAGAAAACCGAUCUCCAACCUCUGUGCUGUCCAAUGUUGGAUCAGAAGCCUUGGGUUCCCUUGAUUCAAGUUCACCCAAUCGAAGCUUGUCCCCAGUUUCUUCUGCAUCACCACCAGCUGCUCUUACAACUACUGCAAAUGCACCUGAAGAGCAUGAGACUCUGAAGCUGGAGUUGUUUCCUAAAGAGAGUCUCUUAAACACUGAGAGCUCAGUCAAGGAACCAACGAAGCAAAGCCUUAAACUCUUUGGGAAGACAGUUUUGGUAUCUGAUUCAGGCAUGUCCUCUUCUCUGACAACUUCAACUUACUGUAAAUCCCCAAUUCAGCCAUUACCACGGAAACUCUCAUCAUCCAAAACAUUACCCAUAAUAAGAAACGGACAAGAAGAUCUCUUGAGCUGCUGGAUACAAGUACCUCUUAAGCAAGAAGACGUGGAAAAUAGAUGUUUAGAUUCAGGAAAGGCUGUCCAAAACGAAGGAUCAUCGACUGGAUCAAACUCUGGUUCAGUGGAUGAUACAGGACACACGGAUAAGACCUCAGAACCCGAAACAAUGGUAUGCCAAUGGGAGUUUAAACCUAGCGAGAGGUCUGCAUUUUCUGAGCUCAGAAGAACAAACUCAGAGUCAAAUGCAAGAGGAUUUGGUCCGUACAAGAAGAGAAAGAUGAUGAUAGAAGAAGAAGAAGAACAAGAACAAGAGAUUCAUCUCCACUUAUAACACAUUUUCUCAGAUAUCCUAAAAGAAGAGACUCUAAAUUCAAUAUUCAUUCACUUUUUCUAAAUUUUCAUCGAAAGUCUUUUGUUGUUGUUGUUUCAUUGUUUUGUUCGAGCUGUUUGUUGUUCUUUAGGCUAAAAUCUCAGCAAAAUUUGUAACUGUAAAACUCUUGUACAAUUUUUUCAUAGUUAAAAUUAAAUGUAGUGAUUAUGAGAUCUUUA